UCUGCUAUCAGAAGAUGCAGUACACUAGAUGUGGUGCUUGGGACAGUAUUAGUCAUGGCAUCAGAACUAUGUAAAACAAUCUCUGAGGCAAAGCUGGAAAAGCACAAGAACUUGUUCUUAAAUUACCGAAAUCUACAUCACUUUCCUUUGGAGUUACUGAAAGAUGAGGGGCUGCAGUACUUGGAGAGACUUUAUAUGAAAAGAAAUUCCCUGACCACAUUGCCAGAAAACCUUGCACAGAAGCUUCCAAACCUCGUGGAAUUGUACCUUCAUUCAAAUAACAUAGUUGUUGUACCUGAAGCCAUUGGCUCCCUCGUUAAACUGCAGUUUCUGGACCUAAGUGAUAAUGCCCUCGAAAUCGUGUGCCCGGAGAUUGGCCGCCUGAGAUCGUUACGUCAUCUUCGUUUGGCUAACAACCAGCUGAAAUAUUUACCUGCAGAGGUCGGAGACCUGAGGGAGCUGCAGACGCUGGACAUCUCGACCAACCGGCUGAUAACGUUACCCGAAAGGCUGCACAUGUGUCUGUCGCUGCAGUACCUGACCGCAGACCGCAACCACCUGUGCUGCGUCCCCCGCCACCUCUGCCAGCUGCCCAGCCUCAACGAGCUCUCCAUGGCCGGCAACCGCCUGGCCUUCCUGCCGCUCGAUUUAGGUCGUUCUCGGGAGCUACAAUAUGUUUAUGUGGAUAACAACAUUCAUCUGAAAGGGCUUCCUUCUUAUCUGUAUAAUAAAGUCAUUGGUUGCAGUGGUUGUGGUUCUCCAAUUCAGGUUUCAGAGGUGAAACUGCUCUCUUUUUCAUCGGGUCAGUUAACUGUGUUCCUGCCAGCAGAGGUGAAAUCUAUAGGGAUGGAAACGGAUCGUGUGCUGCCGUUGCAAGAACUGGCCAUGAGGACGCUCUAUACCACCUACUACAGGCUUUUAAAAGAUUUGAACUUUCUGACUCCGAUCUCAUUACCCAAAAGCCUCUUGGAAUUGCUGCACUGUCCCUUGGGACACUGCCAUCGUUGCAGCCAGCCCAUGUUUACCAUUGUGUACCCAAAGCUCUUUACCUUGAGGGAAACUCCAAUGGCUGGAUUGCACCAAGGGAGGACAACUGUUAGCUUUGUGGCAUACUGCUGCUCCACCCAGUGUCUGCAGACUUUUGACCUACUGAGUUGAUAAACACUCAAAGCUGCUCAGGAGCCCAGCCAGCUUCAAGCCGCAUUAGCCUGCGUAGCCCGUUGGUGCUGGAAUACUGUGUGCGUGCGUGUGUGCCAAAGCAGCCGACGUGCCCGCUCGGGAACACGGAGAGGCACUUAAUUCCUGCCCUAUCAAGGUUGGAUGAACUGCAGAAACUUUUUGGAAGCAUAAAUACCAGGCUUUCACAAGCGUUAACUUCUCUCUCCUCCAAAGCAGCAUGCAAACCAAACAAAUUCACGAGUCCUGU
This is a messenger RNA of Tinamus guttatus (white-throated tinamou), 1426 nucleotides long. The record is from RefSeq and is a predicted model, not a curated record. NCBI's taxonomy places the organism in Eukaryota, Metazoa, Chordata, Aves, Tinamiformes, Tinamidae.